Heterobasidion irregulare TC 32-1 is the source of this 1278-nucleotide messenger RNA. RefSeq lists its product as uncharacterized. The transcript has 5 exons. Bases 1 to 1278 code for a protein of 425 amino acids. Lineage: Eukaryota; Fungi; Basidiomycota; Agaricomycetes; Russulales; Bondarzewiaceae. The record is from RefSeq and is a predicted model, not a curated record.
AUGGCGCGUUGUCCUUGGGCAUCGUCAUAUCUUUCACCCCCCUUCCGAAUCCGCAACGAUGCUAGGGGGUGGUUUAUCACUCUUUCCGACGGACAGUGCCAUCGGUACCACACCCAGCGGAGCGACCCUCAUAUCUUGGGGCGUCCCUUCCGUCGGACAACACCUGGCGUCCUAUGCUAUAUAUAUGACAAGCGAACGACAGCUUAUAGCGUCAAAACGUGUGCCGACGGCACUCCCGUCGGAAAGCAUGGUCAGGUAUGUUUAAAAGGCCGUUCGAGUAUAUGGAGUCCUUCGCCGCAUCUCACUACGACCUCUACCACAGACUCCUUUUUUGUGAAGAAUAUUCGCAGCAUGGCCGAGACCGACCGUUUGGGCACCUUGCGAGCUGAAUUCGGAGCGCUUCCUCUGCAGGAUAUCAUGUUUUACAAUCUAGAUGACGCUGAGAGUGCUUUCUUCAAAUCUCAGACCGGCAUCACAGACGACGAACAGUUAAAGAAGCAUAUUGUGGAGGCCCAAGAAGAGGCGUUCAAGGUCUAUCCGUACCCAUGCAUCCGUCGCUUUGCAUUCACAAAGUUGAAGAUAUCUCGUCUUUUCGCGUACGAUGCGCUUCUCGAGCUAGGUAAGAAAAGGGAAGGCGCAAUACUCCUUGAUAUAGGUUGCUGUUUCGGGAACGAUGUCCGUAAGGCUAUUGCAGACGGAUACCCGGUCCAAAACGUUAUCGCAUCUGACUUGGAGAAAGACUUUUGGACCCUAGGGUACAAGCUAUUUCAAGACACGCCCGAAAGCUUCCCCGUGCCUUUUAUCCCGGGUGAUGCGCUCAACCCUUCCCACCUCAAAGUAGUGCCCCCGUUCGUGGUUACUACAGCGCCCUCUGGGCCAGCGCCGGAUCUUCAGUCUCUGACCUCUUUGAACCCGCUCCUCGGGCGAGUCUCAGCCAUACAUGCGUCCUCGUUCUUCCAUAUCUUCCCAGAAGAGGGGCAGCUUCAACUCGUCAAGGCAUUCGCUGGUCUCCUUUCUCCGGAGCCCGGAUCCAUGAUUUUCGGACAACAUGGGUCGAACACGGUAAAGGGGUUGAGAGGACCUAUCUCCAAAGGAAUUUUUAUGUUCUGCCAUUCACCCGACAGUUGGAAGAAGCUCUGGGAGGAAGAGGCUUUCGAGAAGGGCACGUUCAAAGUUGAAGCGACAUUGGAGGAGGUGGCGAGGCCAGACGGAACGGCAUUACUGCCUGGACAGACUCAAACCAGUCAAUUAAUGACCUGGUGUGUUACUCGGAUUUGA